Eremomyces bilateralis CBS 781.70 is the source of this 867-nucleotide messenger RNA. RefSeq lists its product as uncharacterized. The record is from RefSeq and is a predicted model, not a curated record. Lineage: Eukaryota; Fungi; Ascomycota; Dothideomycetes; Eremomycetales; Eremomycetaceae. The transcript has 3 exons. Bases 82 to 411 code for a protein of 109 amino acids.
UUUCCAGAACAACCCAUCCAUUCCGUCGUGACCAUCUGAGAUCGCCGUCUUCUCCCUUAUCGCUCCUUCCAAGCUCCGACGAUGUCCGCCCGACUCGCAUCACGAGCCCUCGCGCUCCGGCAACCAGCCAUAUCGACCGCGUUCCGCAGCACGCGAAGCUUCCAGAGCACAGCGCGUCUGGCUCAGGUGGCGGAGGCUGCUCCGAAGAGGCCGGUGGGGGCUUUUAGAGGAGGUCUGCUAGGCUUCCUCCUCGGCUCCGUCCUCGCCGGCAGCGGAAUGUACUACUACGUGAUGGAAGAAUACCGGGUGUCGAACAGCCUGUUGACCCAAGAUAUCUACGCGUUGCAGAGCGCGGUACAGAGGACCGAGGCGUAUGUUCGGACGCUGGAGGAGAAAUAUGGGAAGAAGUAGGGAGUCCCGAGGUGGGGGAUGGAGUUUGAUAUCUGAACGGCGUUUAUUUCGAUAUGGUGGUGCGGGAUAGCAUGCACGAUUCUCGACGAUUUGAGCGUUUGGGGUCAUUGGGGCGCAUGUACGAAUAUCGAAACGUCGAUAUCCCACGGAUAGGACGCGGGACGGAAUGAAGGGUGAUGAGCAGCCCGAUGCGUUCUUCGGCGUUCACCGAUAUACAUACAUUGAAGAUACUGAGCGUGAAUGCAUCCCACCAGACCCAUCUAUCUCAUGCACCUCCGAAUGCUAUCUAUCGAACCGCCCCAACCUGCCGACCAGUCAUGUAACCAGCCAUACACCCCAUAGCAUGCAUACAUCAUUCAUGAAACGUACCAACGCCCCAAUCCCAAACCUAAAACCCUCACAUCUUCUCAGCAUUGUCUCUCAUCUCCUCCUCCAGCAACGCGCGAUACUCCCGGA